This is a messenger RNA of Fusarium coffeatum, 1128 nucleotides long. RefSeq lists its product as uncharacterized. Gene Ontology annotation, biological process: base-excision repair. Gene Ontology annotation, cellular component: nucleus. Lineage: Eukaryota; Fungi; Ascomycota; Sordariomycetes; Hypocreales; Nectriaceae. Gene Ontology annotation, molecular function: zinc ion binding; damaged DNA binding; DNA-(apurinic or apyrimidinic site) endonuclease activity. The coding region runs from base 1 to 1128 and encodes 375 amino acids. The transcript has 5 exons. The record is from RefSeq and is a predicted model, not a curated record.
AUGCCUGAAAUUGCAGAAGUUGCACGUAUUGUCCACUUUCUGCGGCUUCAUGUUGUGGGGAAACGCAUUGUAUCCGCUUCAGCAAUAGACGAUAAGAAUGUGUUUGGCAAAGUCGGGACAAGUGGUGAAGAUGUGGAAGCUGCCCUGAAGGGAAAGAAGAUCAUAUCUGCUGGGAGUCAGGGGAAAUAUUUCUGGAUCACCCUCGAGAAGCCUCCACAUCUAGUUAUGCACUUCGGAAUGACAGGCUGGAUGCAUAUCAAAGAUGAACAGACCGCAUAUACCAACUACUAUAAGAAGAUGAAGGAGGGUGAGCACGAGCAAUGGCCACCAAGGUUCUGGAAAUUUCAGUUUAAAACAGAGGGUUCCCCUGGAGCUGAAGUCGCUUUCACAGACUCGCGCAGGUUUGGUCGUGUACGACUCAUUGACUGCCCAGGAGAUGAGAUAAGGAAACACUCACCUCUUGUCGAGAACGGCCCAGACCCAGUGGUUGACGUUGAUCGGUUCACUGAGGAAUACUUGCAUAGCAAGAUGCGAACCCGGCAUGUCCCUAUCAAAGCCCUUUUGCUGGACCAAGCAAUGAUCAGUGGCAUUGGGAAUUGGGUUGCGGACGAGACAUUGUAUCAAGCCAAACUUCACCCUGAACAGUAUUGCGACCAGUUCAGUGAUGAGCAAAUUGCCACACUAUACAAGAUGAUACGCUACGUCUGCCAAACAGCUGUCGACAAGCUAGGAGACUCGGACGAAUUCCCCAAACACUGGCUCUUCAACUAUAGAUGGGGCAAGGGGUCUAAGGAUGCUGUGACCAAGCUGCCAAAUGGCGACAAGUUGGCCUUCAUCACAGUUGGUGGACGAACGAGUUGUUACGCUCCAGGCGUACAGAAAAAGACUGGCCACACGGCUCCCGGAAUUAAAGAGGAGCCCAUGGAAAACAAGGCUGAAGUGAAAGCCCCAAAGAAAUCACGGAAGAAGUCACCAGAUGUGGAUGAAGAAACAGUUUCACCCCCGAAGAAGAAGCGCGCAAAGGUUGUCAAGGCGGAGACCAAUGGUGAUGUUAUAAAGAAAGAGGACAACGCAGAGGAAGUCAAGGCAGAUUCAAGUCGAAGGAGGUCAGCUCGCCUUAGGAAGUAG